This is a messenger RNA of Vigna umbellata (rice bean), 738 nucleotides long. RefSeq lists its product as uncharacterized. Lineage: Eukaryota; Viridiplantae; Streptophyta; Magnoliopsida; Fabales; Fabaceae. The record is from RefSeq and is a predicted model, not a curated record.
CGAACUUUGAGCUCAAAACACGAGCGUGACCCGUCAAAACGCUUUCCCGCUCAAAUUCUGUUACGAGCCUUACGAACAAAACCAGCGAGUUUCCAUCUGCGAGCUACUUUGCAGAUUUUUCCUCUGAUAAUCACAUCCUAACGCUAUUUCUUCUUCUUCUUCUUUUCUCUGAAUCGAAAUGCAGCAGAGAUCUUCAAGCUCGAGCUUCCGCACCAGCGACGAAUUCAGAGCCAUCAACAUCGGUGUAGAUCAGCAGCAACACACAAAGCGGAGAAGAACCUUCGAUGAAGACUCGCUCGACGAGCUACCGCUUUACCACCGGAGCGUCGGCGGAAGGAGAGACACUUCCCGUUCACGCUCACCGCCGGCGGAAAAAUGCAUUCACUUAAUCCCCGUGAUCCUGCUGCUCUGCCUGUUCACUCUCUGGUGGUUCUCUGUUCCAGUGAAUGUGGAGAUUAAAGACGGUAGGAUUACGGCGAUUCGGCAGAUUCAUGCACCACUGCCUAACAACACUCGAAUUGAUCUUGCCAUGCUGGCAGUUGCCGCGUCAUCACCGAUUCCUGCUAAUAAUCCUCAAAAUCUGUCAGGUGAGGACGAAACUUUCUUGCAUCCUGCGAGUUCGCCUAGUGAAGAAACAUUUUCUUUUUCGUAAAGUGGAAGACCUGAGUGACUGAAGAGUUUUCGAUUGAUAACAUAGGAUAGAAAUAUAAUCUGAAUUUGUGCUUCUUUGAUAGCGUA